Gasterosteus aculeatus aculeatus (three-spined stickleback) is the source of this 903-nucleotide messenger RNA. The record is from RefSeq and is a predicted model, not a curated record. Lineage: Eukaryota; Metazoa; Chordata; Actinopteri; Perciformes; Gasterosteidae.
AUGACGACUGAGUACCACGACAACCUGGAAAAUGACAACAACUCCUUCUGGAACAAAGGAUCUGCCCCUGUGCUUCUUGUCCCAGAUGCGGCCAAAGACAUUCCCCUCCUCAAGUUUGCUGUGGAGAGUAACACAGACCAGCUGACUUCAGUGGGCGAGGCAUUGAAGCAGCUCUCAACUCUGGACUCCAUCAGCCGGACGGUCGCUGCACUCAAGUGUUCCCUCGAACGCGUCAUCAACAACAGUUCGGCGACUGGCGGCUGUUGUCCCAUUGAUUGGGAACGUUUUGGUUCCAGCUGUUAUUUUUUCAGCAAGACAAUGUUAUCCUGGAAUGGCGCUAGCGACUGGUGCAACGGACACGAAUCCCACCUGAUCAUCCUCAUCCACGACGACGAGUGGGACUUCGUCAGACCGCGUGCCUCGGGGGUCUUCUACUGGGUCGGUCUGACUGAUGGGAGGACGGGGACGUGGGAGUGGGUCAACCAGACGCCCUACAUCAUGAAUCGGAGGCACUGGUCUCCCGGUCAGCCGGACAGCUGGACGGAGCACAACCUGGGUAUAGGUAACGAGGACUGCGCCCACCUCCUGAGCAACGGACGCCUCAACGACCUGCACUGCUCUCCAGGCUACGCUUCAUCUGCCAGAGGCACAGCUGAGAGGCUCCACCCACACCCUCUAGAUACCGUCUGCUGAUUGGAUCGGCCAGCCAAUGACAUCACGCCGUCUGGCCGAUCACAACCUCCAGAGCAAAGGGAACUCACUAACUUCAGAUCAGAGAAUCAGUCCGCUACUAGUAUACACAUAGACACAGACGUAUAUAUGCAUACGUCCACGUAUAUAUGUACAUCUAUAUGUAGAAAUAUAUACACCUGAAGUCAAUUAAACUCAAUGAGCCUGACUGUU